AUGGGCUUGAGUUUCUCCAAGUUGUUCAACGACCUUUUUGGCAAAAAGGAAAUGCGUAUUCUUAUGGUCGGUCUUGAUGCCGCCGGUAAAACUACCAUCUUGUAUAAGCUUAAAUUGGGUGAAAUUGUCACCACCAUUCCUACUAUUGGUUUCAACGUCGAAACUGUUGAAUAUAAAAACAUUUCCUUCACUGUUUGGGAUGUAGGAGGACAAGAUAAGAUUCGUCCCCUUUGGAGACACUACUUCCAAAACACUCAAGGUAUCAUCUUCGUCGUCGACUCUAACGAUCGUGACCGUAUUUCAGAAGCUCGUGACGAACUCCAACGUAUGUUGAAUGAAGACGAACUUCGUGACGCACUCUUAUUGGUCUUUGCCAACAAACAAGAUUUACCUAAUGCUAUGAACGCUGCUGAAAUUACCGAUAAGCUUGGUCUUCAUUCUCUUCGUAACAGACGUUGGUACAUUCAAACCACUUGUGCUACUAGCGGUGAUGGUCUUUACGAAGGUUUGGAAUGGUUAUCUACCAACUUGAAGAAGGCGUAA
Molecule: messenger RNA, 543 nt
Organism: Mycotypha africana
Lineage: Eukaryota; Fungi; Mucoromycota; Mucoromycetes; Mucorales; Mycotyphaceae
Product: ADP-ribosylation factor
Exons: 4
Coding region: 1-543 (180 amino acids)
Biological process (GO): vesicle-mediated transport; intracellular protein transport
Cellular component (GO): plasma membrane; cytoplasm
Molecular function (GO): GTPase activity; GTP binding
Source: RefSeq, a predicted model, not a curated record